ACGCGUUGGCAGUCUGGCUACAUUGAAUCGAAUUUUCAGCUGUGAUCACUGCGAGUUGCAGGAGGAUACAGGAGGAUAUUUGCGAUAGAGCGAAUUCUCCCUUCCCGCGCAGAAAUGUGUGGCCGUUUCUAAACCACUGGAUUUUCAGAGGCCGAGUUUUGUCCUUGUGCAUUGAACAGCCGCAGGUUCAUACUGGAAAUUGAAUCUUGAGGACCAGCGUCCACUCGCCAGACCUACUUACCUGCGGCAAAAUGGGCGACGAAAAUAGGGAAGGAUCGACCUCCGCCACACCACGCGGUUUUUCAGAAGUCAUUAACCACAUGUCCAUACACAAGAUCGAAAGCCUGCUGUGGUUCACACGCAUGUGUUCGGUGGUGUUCACACUCCUGUACAUCAUUCCACUGCUCGAUGCUAACCCGUACACCUGCUACCAGCGGGCCUUGAUAAGCAGUGCUGCCACGAGUGCGCUGCGGUUACACCAGCGGAUGCCAAGCAUUCAGCUCUCUCGAAUGUUCUUGAGCCAGCUCCUGAUAGAGGACAGCUGCCACUACCUCUUCUAUUCCCUCAUCUUCUUGUUCGCCCAGCCCAUGACGUUGGUGCUACUGCCUGUGUUUCUGUUCUCUCUGCUUCACUCUGCAAGCUUUUCACUGACCUUGCUGGACAAGAUGGGCGGCCGUUCUGGUCUUCUUGGCACCUGGCUGGUGAACCUGCUGGACCACCAAGGCAGGAACAUCCUUCGCCUUGUGGCAUUCACUGAAAUCUUCCUCAUGCCACUGACAGUGUUCAGCGUUCUGUCUGGACGGAGCAGCUUGCUGACUCCCUUUGUUUACUACCGCUUCCUGAGCUUGCGUUAUGCUUCUCGUCGCAAUCCCUACACAAGGACUGUGUUUCACGAGCUGCGCCUGGUGACAGAGCACUACGCUUCGAGGCCCAGCUGCCCGAUGUUCCUGAGGAACCUGCUGUACAAGACAAUAAACGUGCUGUCCCAGCUGGCGCCUCCAGUCCCCCAGUAAAGGGAAGGCAGUGCCGUGCCAGCCUGGCUGGCAUCGCCACCACCACUGGACCACCAAAACGACAGUGUGGUGGCCUUAAGGAAGGCCAUGGUCCUGUGCAAACAAGCAGCAGAGAACUGUGUGUGCGCAGUCUGGGGAAAAGGGGGGUGUCAUGCAACUUUCGUGGGCCUCUUCCCACCGUCUCUUUAUUUGGUCUUGUGCACGCCGUAUUCUUCAGCACAGCUGCAGGAAGAGAAUUAAAAAAAGAAAUUAAAAAUCGGCGGCGUUAACUUCCCUGCCACUCUCAUGCAUGUAAGCUACAGUUGUGCGUGGUGGGUCGAGUUUUUUUUUGCCGAAGGCACGGGUGCCCUCGAGUCUAUUUGUCAAAACGUUUUUUUCCUCGUGUGCGUUGAUAUUAUUUGUUUGUUGCAAGAUAUAACUCGUAAUCCCAGUAGGUGUCAUUCCCACAUGCUGCGUUUCUUGUGAUAAAAAAUAAGGAGGGCUGACAUCGCAAAGUGUUGAAAUGUUGGUAGAGGGCAACAGUGUGUCGAGACUAAUGGACGCAGCUAGUCGAGCCAGUGCGUGAAGUUGUUUCAAGCUGCCAAACGAGCGUUAGUGAACGAAAGAACACCACUAAAGAUGUUGAUUGCUGCCAUCUUUUAAGACCCCUGAAUUGUGUAUUAAAGAAUGCAAGAAACUAGCAUUAGAUGUGUUGACUUCAUCCGAGCACUUUUGCCAAUAAACAAACAUACGACUGCA
Rhipicephalus sanguineus (brown dog tick) is the source of this 1751-nucleotide messenger RNA. RefSeq names its product transmembrane protein 33 (gene Kr-h2). The record is from RefSeq and is a predicted model, not a curated record. The coding region runs from base 252 to 1013 and encodes 253 amino acids. NCBI's taxonomy places the organism in Eukaryota, Metazoa, Arthropoda, Arachnida, Ixodida, Ixodidae. Gene Ontology annotation, biological process: endoplasmic reticulum tubular network organization; membrane organization. The transcript is spliced from 8 exons. Gene Ontology annotation, cellular component: endoplasmic reticulum; membrane.